Messenger RNA from Phymastichus coffea, 2507 nucleotides. It is a transcript of the gene gcl, whose product is annotated as protein germ cell-less. The record is from RefSeq and is a predicted model, not a curated record. Bases 265 to 1713 code for a protein of 482 amino acids. NCBI's taxonomy places the organism in Eukaryota, Metazoa, Arthropoda, Insecta, Hymenoptera, Eulophidae. Gene Ontology annotation, molecular function: protein binding. The transcript has 8 exons. Gene Ontology annotation, biological process: germ cell development.
GAAGAGAACAACAAAGACAGGGUUAGUUUUAAUAUAUCGGGGGGAGAAGUGCCUUUGCUCGCACUCUGCCUCUCGUGUCGCGUAUAAGCAGUGCAUAGACGGGAAUGUUUACGUUUCGGUGCUACUGUUAGUUGGGGCCGCGUUUCCCUUUAUCGUGGCGACAAUGAGUUGCAUUGUCUAACCACGUUUUCCUUCUUUCUGUUCUUGCGGCGCCGCGUUUUUUUCUUGUUUCAUCGCUGGUGUUGUACCUAAUCACUUGAAAAAAUGGGUAGCUAUAUGAGUAGAGUGUUGACAGCGUCAAAUAGUGCUGUGAAUUCAGUGUGUCGAACGAGGAAACGAAAAAUUAUUGAGGAAGAUGAGUUCGAGUCCGAGAGUAGGUUCAUCGAGAAAACUAUGCACACACCCAAAAGAAGAAAAUUAUUGUCUACUGCUCAGUACAUCUACAAGACAUUGUUCCUUGAGGAGAAAGCCAGCGACAUUACAGUGCUGAUGCUUGGCAAGCCCUGGAGGCUGCACAAAGUUUACAUAAGCCAAAGCCCUUACUUCUCAUCUAUGUUUUCUGGUUCCUGGCGUGAGGCAAAUGAAAAGGUAGUGCGUGUGGAAAUCACAGACCCCAUCAUUACACUAGAGUCUUUAACUGUAGUACUUGGUUCCUUCUAUCAAGAUGAAAUUAACUUUGAACCAAAGGAUGUCAUUUCAAUUCUUGCAACUGCAACCUUGUUCCAACUACAAGGCAUCAUAGAUCAAUGUACAGAAACAAUGGCUGAAACCACAAAUAUGAAGACUGUAGUUUCAUACUAUAAUGCAGCAGUAUCCUAUGGAGUGCCAAAAGUGAAGAAUACUUGUAAAAAAUGGCUAGAGAUAAAUUUAAUGGAUCAUGGCUGGCAACAUCCAAAAUUCUUAAGAGAGAUUAGCCCAUGCUUAAUGGCAGAGCUUAUUGCAAGUCCAGAACUAGUGGUUAUGCAAACAGAAUUUUGCAUUUACAUGAUGCUUAGAGUUUGGCUAUUCGUACAUAUGCAAAAUGCAGAUGAUACUAGCCAAAUGGAAGAAUUUUUCAAAAAUCGUACUUGGACUGAAGCUUUUCUUAACACAAAGGAAGGCCAAGAACUUGCAGCACCAUUCAAAUCUCUUCGGAAAAAGUACCUGUUGAUGAAUGUGCAAGACAUUAAAAUUUUGCAGGAUGAUAAUAUAAUACCUGAAGACUGGUUAUAUCAAUCUUACAAAGAACAAUGGCUACAUAUUUUAAGAAUAGAUGCAAACAAAGACACAGGACCUAAAGAACUGAGUAAAGAAGAUUUCGCUAAAGAAUGUUUCCGCUGUGCAAGGUGUAUUGAUAGACCUGGAGAACAUGUGUGGAGAUGGACUGCUUUUCACUUUGGACUAGACAUUGUAGUUACCUUAGAUCUGACGUCAUUGAGGUUUAAAAGACACAUAGGUAUCGAUUCAGAGCAUAUAAAAGCUAAUCAUAGUAAACAUAGUAUUAUAUUAAAAGUGAAUCUGAUAUCAUUAAAUGAGCAACGGCAAAUUAAAAACUUACAAACUUCAGGACAAAUUAGAUUAUCACUUCAUAAAAGUGAAGAUAAGCAAGUAAUGUGUCUGGAUAAAGAAUUAACAUAUCCUCUUAUUGUGUCGGUUAACAUGCAAGUUGUGACCCCUUUUUCACGGAGUGAAAGUGGCCAAGAUACAAACAUUACAGUCUUCACUAAUACUUAAUGUAUGAAUGAGAAUCUUUGAAAUAAGAAAGCCUCACACGGAAAUAUCGAGAGGCAAGCACAUCGUUCAUUGCUCACAACAAAUCUUAAUAAUACUAGUCGAAAAAUCGCUUAUUGUGUCUGUGAAAUAACAGACAUUGUUUUGCUUAGUGAUAACGCGCACAAAAGGAAAUAUUGUUUGGUCGAUCAGAACCUCAAACACGGUGCCAGUUCAUUAUAGUUUAAAGAUUCGCCACAACAAAUUUUUAUAGUGUGAAAACAAUGAGAACUUUAACUUAAAGAGACUAGUUUUACAUACCAAAACCAUUUUGGUAGAGUAAAAUAAUUAUCAUCUCGCUCAGUUUGAUAUGAAAUAUCAUUUUCGUUUCUUUUCAUUUUUUUUAUCUGAAAUAAAAUAAAAAAAAUAUUUUUAGAUGACAUUUUAUUUUGAAGAUACCACAUUCUUCAUAUGUAACGAUUAUUUUGAGAAAAAAAAGUUUUUCUAAAUAAAAUCAAGUUACUAACAUUCCAAUAUCCCGUCUUGAAUUCGUGAGAUGAAAUUUUCUCAAAAAAAAAAUAAAUAAAAAAUAAAUAAAUAAAUAAAUAAAGGAUUGUUAGGUAUACAAUUGAUUAUCAAAAUAUUUCAGUGUUUAACGUUAUUUGGUACCUCUACGUAGCAAAAUAUAAUGUUUUUCUAUAACACAACAAUACAUGUUGUACGGUGCCUUCAAAGUAUCGAGCUGCAUCAAUGUAGCUGUACAGUAUUGCGUACCUGUCUAUGGGAAAUCUACAUACAUUGCACUUUAUAAUAAAGCU